Molecule: messenger RNA, 1415 nt
Organism: Protobothrops mucrosquamatus (brown spotted pit viper)
Lineage: Eukaryota; Metazoa; Chordata; Lepidosauria; Squamata; Viperidae
Gene: BLOC1S4
Product: biogenesis of lysosomal organelles complex 1 subunit 4
Exons: 5
Coding region: 1-687 (228 amino acids)
Cellular component (GO): BLOC-1 complex
Source: RefSeq, a predicted model, not a curated record
AUGGCGCGAGCGGCCGGAGCCCCUUCUGCCGGCGUCCCGGAGGAGCCACCGCCGCUGCUGCCUCAUUCCUCCUCUUCGUCUUCCUCGUCCUCGAGCGGUGAUAGCGGCCACGUCUCGCAGAGUCACAGCAGCGCCUCCGGCCUCGGCGACGAGCACCCGGCGCAAAGCGAUGCCUUGGGCGGGGAGUUUCUACUGGCCGCGGCGGCGGCGGCGGCGGCGGCUGACUACGCCUCCUACCUGCUCCCUUCGCCGCUUGAGACCGUCGCCUCCGCCGGGCAGAUCGGAACUUUGGACAAGAGUCUGGAAGAUUUAUUGAUCAGGGUAGAUGAGUUUGUGGGAAUGCUGGACAUGAUUAGAAAUGAUUCUUCUCAAGUAAUUAAUGAAAGUGUGCCACAUAUUCAUACAAAGGCAAUGGAAAUGAAGAAGCUCUAUAGAAAGAUUGACAAACUAGAGGCUUUUGUAAAAAUGAUUGGUAGUAAUGUGGCUGGAAUGGAGGAACAGAUCAUAAAGGCAGAAUCUGACCUUGGAAAUUUUCCGAAUGCAUUAAAAAAAUUAUUGUACACCAUCAACGUGCCAUCUUUUUUAAAUAAAUCAUCAUCAAGGCAGAAUCAAGCCCUGUAUGAGCCUCUUGAUCUCUUCAAGACUGAAGACUACUUUCCUUGUCUUGAUCAAGGACAGUGUAUGUGAUUUAAUUGAAAGCGGUAACACAUAAUGGAGAGUAUUAUCAGUAAGAUCCAUUAGGUUGCUGCUGCACUUUUUUCUAGAAAACUACGGUGCCUUCCUUGUGUGUCCCAGUUUGUCUUCAAGUGUAUUUACUUAUGCUGGAUUUUCUGUAUAAAUAAUAUACUAGUAUCUUAAAGCACAAUCUAAUAUAAAGCCUUAAGUGGCAGCUAAUUUUAUCAAGAAAAGAUAGUAUGUAUAUUAUAUAAACUGUAAGCAAGUCUAACACUAUCCUCUUAAUUGAGAGAUUAGACAGAGGGAAUAAAUGGGAGGGAUUGGAUACACAGGAAGAUCUUCCAGCCAUUAUUUUCAGUCAGAAUAGUUCAGAAAACCAACCUAUAUAAUUCACCUCUGUAUUUCCCCUCUCUCCUAGGAUAAGAAAGAUUUUACAGCCAGGUAUCAAAACUGUUCCAUGGUUUUCUGGCUAAAUUCUUUUGAAGAUUAACAAAGACUAUAUGUAGAGAAAUAAGUGGGAAAAACAAAAUAUACCGUGCUUCCUGCUGUUAAUCUCUGUACCACAGGCAUAUUUUUUAAAUAACAGUACUUAGAAGUGCAAUAAGGACCAAAAUAUGCAUUGAUGCUAAUGAUCUGGAUUCUGUUCAACACAGCAAGAAGAAAUCCACUGGCUGACUAGAGCAUAGUAAAAGCAACUUUGUUCUUUGAAAUGCUAUAUACAUAUUAAAGAGAAACAGCAA